Messenger RNA from Drosophila novamexicana, 1069 nucleotides. RefSeq lists its product as uncharacterized. The transcript is spliced from 4 exons. The record is from RefSeq and is a predicted model, not a curated record. Gene Ontology annotation, molecular function: transcription factor binding. Lineage: Eukaryota; Metazoa; Arthropoda; Insecta; Diptera; Drosophilidae. Gene Ontology annotation, biological process: positive regulation of transcription by RNA polymerase II. The coding region runs from base 67 to 1020 and encodes 317 amino acids.
CAGUUUGUCUAAAAUAGGCUACAGAUGAAGUUUAUUUUUCAGCUUUUAUAAAUUCUGGUAAUCAUCAUGUUUAGAUUCAACGGAGAUUCGAAUACUACAAAUAACAUAAUGUCGCAUGCAAUACGUCGCUCCCAGUACGCCUUGGAGCGAGCAGUGGCCGAGCAGUGUAUGAUGGACGAUCAAUAUUUUAGCUUGCUAUACAAAAACUAUGAUGCCAAUAGUCUUGCCACAAGCAACAUGACAACAAACAACAGUACGCACAGCAUCGACGAACCCACCCACGUCAGCAACAGUGCCAACAACCUGGGUUGGGCUAGAAAUGAUAACGACAAGGCCUGGACACCCAGUCUGCUCGAUUACAGGAACAUGGAUGCGGAAUUAACACGCCUGCAGCUCGAAUGCGAGAAUAUAGAGUCAACUAUGGCACGGGUAGGAUCGGGCACUCUAAGUAAUAAGCCCACGGAGACUUCAGAACAGUCAAGUCGUGAAUUUAAUUUAAUUGGCUCGGCAGUGCCAACUGCUGUACGUUUGCCAACUCCGCCACGCGUUCCUCCAUCAAGAAUCGAUCUGAAUCGAGAAUCGAGUCUGAACGCUUCAGCUCUAGCAAUACCAGCUGUCAGUACUUCGGUACGACGUCGUCACACAAGCACGCUGGCAGAGAUCUCCUACAGGCUGCCGUCAUUGUCAAUGAUUGGCGGAUCGAAUGUAGCCAGCGCCAACAAUGUAGCAUUGCCUCCAUUGCCGCCCAGCCCAAUCAGAUCGGCCUCACCAGCUCGCCCAGCUGUGGAGCAGCCGGCAGCGAGAAGAAAGGAAUCGGAAGUGUUGGUGCCCCCAACGCAUAUGGAACCGUACAAAUGUCCGGUCUGCCUGAAAUGUGUGCGUCAACGGAAGCCCGCCUCGACCAUAUGCGGUCAUGUGUUCUGCAGCAGUUGCAUAAAGACCGCAUUGCGCGCCACAUGCAAGUGUCCUGUGUGCCAGAGAUUGAUGACCACACGUCAAAUUUUCCGAAUAUUCAUUUGAACCAUGUUUGUUUUAAAAAUUCAUUAAAUUCUUUCGAUGUGCGCCCAAA